Messenger RNA from Physcomitrium patens, 4034 nucleotides. The record is from RefSeq and is a predicted model, not a curated record. Lineage: Eukaryota; Viridiplantae; Streptophyta; Bryopsida; Funariales; Funariaceae.
GUGAUCAGAGUGAAAAGUGUGCCUAAAGAUUGAUUGCCAGGUUGUGCCGGCUCUAGAGGUUAAAUGUUCCAACUGGAGUUGGGGAGAGAUGAGGACAGUAAAGGAUGCCCCUGGAGGGGCUCGAAAAUUCUGGGCAAGCCUGACUACGCUUCGCUGCAGAAAAGUGCGAUAAUCAACUGGAUCGCCGACGUCGAUCGCAAGGUUCACCAAACCCAUCACCACGCGUACAUUCUCUACUCAUGGCUUUAUCCGUCUGGAUCGAAUCAGCAGGCUAGUUACGCUUCAUUAUAUGAGGUCUACAGGAUAGUGGAAUCAUCAAGCGCCAGGCCUUCAUGCUAUUCUUGCACAAGGUUCUCCGUACACAACGUCUUUCAUUUACUGGAAUUCAUCGACGCCCGGAUCUUUUCGCUGACUCCGACUCCGCUUGCUUCACCAACCUUCGAUAGCCUAUUAGAUUUUUAUCGCGCUAAACUCUAAGGUGCUCGUUUCAGAGACCAAGGGAAAGUGAGCGAUGAGUAUUGAGAGACAGACUGAUGGUCAUCGAUUACUCAAUCCUGUAGCCUGCAAGUUCUUUCUCUGAAUCCUAGGCUGCUCCAGGAAGUUGUCGAACACGAGUUGAAUAGAAGAAGCUCCAAAAGUCUGAAUUUUGGAUGCACGUAUCAGUUCGAUAUUGGAAAUCUCGACGGUCGCAUUGACGGGGCGACGGACAUAUGUGGUGGAGGCAUUGUUUCUAGGAUCCUUCGGGUAUGAUGGAUCCGCCUCUAGUUGAAACGUGGAAGAGAGCAGUGGUAGAAGAGCAACACAAGUGUGCUGCACACUGUGGAACGGAUGGGAAGCAGAGAUGGUGAAGUUAGUGAGAACACCAGGACGGAGUUUCGACUAGGCGUUCUCUCGCGAUGGGAUUUUAUUCUGGUUCGGUGUUGCUGCUGGUUUGGACGUCAUGGGCAUUGCUCGCAAACUCUAUGACGAUGGAGGAAUUUUCCAUCAAGGAGAAGAAUGUGCGUCGUCUUGGCGACGAUGCUCUUCACCUUGCAAUGGAUACCGAAGAAUGUGGACUAUCGCUGUGUGUGGAUAAUUGCGCCCGUCAUGCCUGCUCCGCAUCUCACAACGACAAUUUCUUGUGCGCCAAUACGUUUAGAUCUGUGGCGGACUGCGAAGCGCUUAACCCUAAUAAAACAUGCCUGCAGUUGCAGCUCAACUUUGGCAAGAACGGCUUUGUGCGGAUACCGCCUCCAUUUCGCAACUAUUCAAACGCAAAUUUGAGGCCAGAAAUCAAACGAGCUAUAUGCUCUCAUUCAAAUCUUCAGUUUACGGCGAGCAGCAAAAUAAACCUCACAUUCUGGAACUACUUUGGUUCCGCAGAAGGUGUUUGGCGAAGCUAUCCUGGACGUGUAGCCGAGCCUGACAAAGGCUGCAUAAGCUAUGAUCCUCGUAAACGCCCUUGGUAUAUAUUGGCAACGGCGGUGGUGAAGGACCUGAUAUUGCUUCUUGACAUAGGGCAGGAAAGGGACACAACCCUCAAAUUAGCGGUAAACGUCGUUUCGGAGCUUUUUGACACAUUGAGAAUCAACGAUACCGUCAACAUGGUUACAUUUGAUUCAGUGGCUGCAACUCCAAUCAGUCCAAAUUCGAUACUUGUAAAUGAGAAGAACAGUAAAGUGUUACGCACAGUUUUUAAGGUCUCCAAAUUGAGUAAAAGCGGCAACCCGGCCGUCUCGAACCUCACUCUUGGAUUUGACAAAGCAAGGGCAAUGUUUAACCCAAAAAGCAAAUUGAAGAUUAUACUCGUCUUCACCGACGGCCACUUCUCCAAAAACCCCGUUUUCAUCAACGAACCAUCGCUCCAGCGUGCAGUUGCGAAUCUGAAUGCGGACAACGUGAUCGUAUUUUUUUUCAGUAUUGGUCCGGGCGAAUCUGACAAUCCCCCUGACACUCUUCAAGAGCUUCGCACCCUGUCCUGCCAGAUGAAUAGCUCAGUAGUUUACGUUAGCGAAGCAGAUGCGUUUUGGAAUCCACUUUGGGCCAUUCGGCCAUACUUCGAUUACCAAGCUAAAAUGCGGUUCAGAGAGAAUGUCACAUUCUGGACCGACACGUACAUUGACUUCGAUGGCUUGGGAGAGGUCUCCACUGUUACGUAUCCCGUAUUCCAGGAUGGCACCUUGUAUGGAGUUGCAGGCAUUGAUGUAUUUGUGAAUGCAAGCGACAAUGCUAUCAUCCAGCAGAAGGCUGUUAAUCCGAAUGUACCUGCCAUCGAGCUGGAAUGUGAAGAAGAAAACGUCAAUCUUAGCCAUUGCACUAAAGCUGUUGACCCAGGGCUACAGCCGCUCUGUGAACAAGACGUCUAUCUCAACGAGGACCCUAAGGAAGUCUAUAAGAAGCUGCUGUGUUGUGAUACUUGUGCUGUUCAAGAUGUCCAGAAGCGAAACCUUCUGCCAGUGUAUCUUGCUGUUGCUGGGACCAGUGUUUUUGCCAUCAUUCUGAUGCUAAUUAUUGCAGUCCUGGGUUCUAAAUAUAGAAUAGCUCGGAAGUUCGUUCGAGAGAUUCAAGAAGAUUUUGCGAGAGCAUCUAUAUCCACUAACUUAUAUACGUACAAAGAGUUGAAGAAAGCGACUCGAAAUUUUCACAAUGACAAUAAGCUGGGCGAGGGUGGAUUUGGGGAAGUUUUUCUGGGGAAAAUUAGGGAUGGCUCACAAGUUGCUGUGAAGAAGCUUGCUGAUGACUCCAAGCAAGGGAAGCCCCAAUUUUUGGCGGAAGUGAUGAUCAUCAGCAAGGUGCAGCAUAGGAACCUUGUGAAGCUGCGGGGUUGCUGCGUUGAAGGUCGUCACAGACUGCUUGUAUACGAAUAUUUGGAGAACAAGAGUCUUCGUGAAACAUUAUUAGGAACCACUGAGGAGCUGAUUCAUAUUGAUUGGCCAACUCGCUUCAACAUUGCAACUGGAACUGCUCGAGGUCUCGCGUAUUUGCACGACGAAAUCAAUCCUCGCAUCAUACAUAGGGACAUAAAAGCUAGCAACAUCCUUCUCGACGGCCACCUCGAAGCCAAGAUUUCUGACUUCGGACUUGCCAAGCUCUGUCCAGAUGAACGAACGCAUUUGACAACGGCCAUAGCAGGCACUCUAGGUUACAUGGCACCAGAGAUUACACGCGGACAGCUCUCUGAGAAGGUGGAUGUAUUUAGCUAUGGCGUUCUGCUGAUGGAGAUUGUGACCGGCAAAGUGACAAUGAGUGUAACUAAUUUUGGAACUCCGUUCUGUCUUGUCGAUGAGGUUAGGGACCUCUACAGAAAAUCUCAGGAGACGGGAAGGGACGACUAUCUGCUCCGUCUUGUGGAUCGAAACCUUCACGGUGUCUUCAACAAAGAAGAAGUCAUAAGGGUGUUGAAGAUAGCUCUCAUAUGCGCGAAUGAUAAUCCAGCUUCCCGACCUUCCAUCACGCAAGUCAUCUCUAUGCUUUUAGGUACCCAGACCAUUCCGGAGCACCACUUAAAGUACAUCCUUCAGAGUUUCCAGUCGUCUCAAUCGUUUCCGUCUUUAACCAAUCCUUGUAUGUGGCAUGACUACAAUUUCUCCAGUAUUUCGCCUGCUAAUGCUGGACAAACUUUAUCUCAUACAUCGGGCGCCUCGAGCGUCAGUAGAGCAGAGAAGCGUACCAUUACGCCUGCUGAUCUAGAAGGAAGAUAGGCUAGGGUUUGCUGCAAGGAAUUUUCGUACAUUGCCACAGGAUCCAAUAGUUCUGUAGAAUUUUUUUCCAAAAAAACAUGUACGUUUAGCUCAGAAGUGAUGCUCUGCUGCGUUGCAAGAACAGGUCGCGAAGCUCCGGAGUACUGAACUACUGCCAGAGGUUCCACAAUCAAUUAAGUAGACGUCUCAAGCAAGACAGAUCCAAUGUCGUGCCUUGACACAGAUCCAAUGUACCAUGUCCAUGAUUGCUGAGCUGCCAACGUUAUUAAACUUGUUGCUAGUGCUGUGAAAUUGUAACCACUCUUCCAUUAUGUUCGGAAUUAUUGCUUUAUUAAAACAUAGAUUCGUGGUCAA